AUGGCUGUAGCUCCUAAAAAGAAGGCCGAGAAGAUGAACCUUGGCGAGUUCCUGACGAAUCAGACGCUUGGGUCAUGGGCCGACGAGAUGGAUUCUCAGCCCAUCUCGAUGCCCACAUCGACAGGCUACGGUAGUGGUGGCAGAGACAGAGACAGGGAUGGCGGGGAGAAGCGCUCAUUCACGCAGCCGGCGUGGGAGUCGGCAAGGAGUGGCGGUGGCAUGAGCGGCGGCAUGGGCGGUGGCAUGGGUGACCGCGGUAUGGGUGAUAGAGGCGCUAGCUAUGGUAUGGCAACGACAGUCAUAGCCUUGAACGGUGCAAUUCGGUACUUCAGACUAACAGCGACCUUAGAUCGCCCACGGUAUCCGGAGCGCGAGCAACUUCCUCUCCCAACGAGGCCGCCAUAUACUGCACAUCUAGGCAAUCUGGCUUACGAUAUAUCACAAAGCCAGGUCGAAGACUUCUUGGCCGAGUGUCAAGUCACCAGUGUCCGCAUCGUUGAGGACAAGCUAGACCACAAGCCAAAAGGCUUUGGCUAUGUCGAGUUUGCUACGCUUGAUGGACUCAAGAUCGCGCUCACCAAGACCGACACACCCUUUAUGGGCCGCAACAUCAAGAUCAGCGUAGCUGAGCCUCCCAAAGAACGAGCCGAGUCUUCGCGCGACUUCUCUGACUGGUCGCGCCGAGGGCCCCUUCCAGACUUGCCGCAGAAUACUCGUCAGCCGUCAAAUCGCGGUUUCAACCGCAACUUCGAUGAAAGGUCUGACGCUGGCAGUGAGCGUGGCGGAAGCAGACGUCCAGCUUUCUUCGAGGGCGACGGCAAGGUCCGUGAUUUUAGCAACUGGGAGCGUAAAGGUCCCAUGUCUCCACCUGCCAACCCAGGACCACCGGCGCGCGAAGAGGGGAGGCUGAGAGGAGACGGCCCGCCCCGUGAGCGGAGACAAAGCCCAGCAUGGGGUGAGGGCAGGUCUGAUGCUGGCUCGAGGCCACCACGACGAGAGUUCGAGCCAAGAGCGCCCGUUGAAAGGGCUCCGACAGCGGCGGAGCAAGAUAAUCAGUGGCGCUCAAGAAUGCGUCCAGAUGCAUCUCCAGCUGAGACGCCGGAGAUCUCCGCGCCAACAUCGCCAGCUGCUCAAGCACCGAAGGAACGACCACGGCUGAACCUUGCCAAGCGCACUGUCUCCACGGCGGAAACGGAUGCUACAGCUUCAUCGGCCGCUGACUCGAAGGCUUCACCAUUCGGCGCGGCUCGUCCGAUUGACACCGCCGCCAAAGAGCGCGAGCUUGACGAGAAGCGGCAGCUUGCGCUCCGCCAGAAGCAGGAGCAGGACGCGAAGACGAAGGAAGAGAAGGCAGCGCAAGAUGCUGCAGCGAGAGCGGCGCGCGCUGAGCGUGCAGACCGCGGUCAAGCAGUAGAAGAGGACAAAGUCACCAGUCCGACCACUGGCACACCGCAGCGCAACAACCGUCGCGCCUCCAAGCAACAGAAUGGCUCACGCCCUCAGCCACCAAAGGAAAAUGGAGACGUCUCGCAGAAGGAGCGUGCCAGCUUCAGCAUUCUCCGCCGUGAUGCAGAAGAUGACGAGGAAAACGGAGACGCUGCCACCAAAGAAGAGCGCGAAGGCGAGACUGAUGCCAUUGACGCUCCCGCAAACGGCACGAUCGUGGGCGACAAGGAGACGAAACCGCAAGAAAUUGUCAGAGAAAUCCCUGCUGAUGCCGCAGAAGGCGCGAACCAGAACGCGGAGCCUACCGCGCAGGCCAUGGAGGAUGACGGUUGGGCGACCGUUCCUGCUAAGGGCAAGAAAGACCGUCGUGCUGGCCAACGCGCUAUGGCUUCCUAG
This is a messenger RNA of Baudoinia panamericana UAMH 10762, 1842 nucleotides long. RefSeq lists its product as uncharacterized. The record is from RefSeq and is a predicted model, not a curated record. Bases 1 to 1842 code for a protein of 613 amino acids. Lineage: Eukaryota; Fungi; Ascomycota; Dothideomycetes; Mycosphaerellales; Teratosphaeriaceae. The transcript is spliced from 2 exons. Gene Ontology annotation, molecular function: RNA binding.